Molecule: messenger RNA, 972 nt
Organism: Adineta steineri
Lineage: Eukaryota; Metazoa; Rotifera; Eurotatoria; Adinetida; Adinetidae
Source: the annotation of a GenBank genome assembly
AUGCUCCAUUUGAGCAUCUCCUACAAUCAACCUAAACUUUGUGCAAAUGCAUCGUGGAAUUCCACAGCAAUAACGUUCGCGAACAGCACUGUAGUUGGUACAGGUCCCACUGGUAUUUUUGUCGAUUCAAAUAAUACCGUCUAUGUUGCUGAUCGAUUAAAUAAUCGGAUCCAAGUAUGGCUUAACGGCAAUAUGACACCCUCAAGAACUAUCUCUGGUGGUUUGUACGCAUCUUAUAGCCUUUUUGCUACAGACAAUGGUGAUAUUUAUGUCGAUAAUGCCUAUUCAAAUAUGCGAGUAGACAAAUGGGGAACAAAUUCAAAUAGUAGUGUUCCGGCGAUGUAUGUUUGUCCACAAUGCACUGGUGUUUUCGUCGAUAUCAAUAAUAUGCUCUACUGUUCAGUGUAUAAUUAUCAUCAAAUUGUCUCACAAUCAUUGGAUAAAAGUCUAAAUAUGUUGAGCAUUGUCGCUGGUACAGGUACUGCUGGAGCAACAUCGUUAACACUUAAUUCUCCUCGCGGGAUCUUUGUCGAUACUAAUCUUAGUUUAUAUGUGGCUGAUGGUAACAAUAAUAGAAUUCAAAAAUUUAUGUCAGGACAACUGAAUGGAACAACAAUACCAACAGGAACCAUCACAUUGAGUAUGCCGUCUGCAGUUGUUCUUGAUGCUGAUGGAUAUCUCUUCAUUUCUGAUUUGUAUAAUAAUCGUCUUAUUGGCUCAGGAUCUUACGGCUUUCGAUGUAUAGCUGGAUGUUCUGGACCAGGAUCGCAAUCGAAUCAGUUAAGUGCGCCAACAAUACUUAGUUUUGAUAGUUAUGGAAACAUAUUUGUCAGUGAUUACAACAAUAAUAGAAUUCAAAAAUUUCUCCUGAUUACAAAUUCAUGUAAUGGAACGACAGCUGUUACAACUAUAUCUACCGUAACUUCAACCAAUACUACUUUGACAACUGCAUCAUCUUCAAAACGUACGUAA